Molecule: messenger RNA, 384 nt
Organism: Dracunculus medinensis (Guinea worm)
Lineage: Eukaryota; Metazoa; Nematoda; Chromadorea; Rhabditida; Dracunculidae
Source: the annotation of a GenBank genome assembly
GCAGAAGAAGGAUCUAUUGUUAUCAUUGAUAAUAUGAACGAUGAAAAGACUCUAAUCGAAUGUUUACAGAUUGGACCAAUUCGAGCUACAUUACAAUCUGGCGAUCUGGAGAAGAAAAAGACGACCCUAAAUCUCUUGGAGAAGAUGACCAAAUUCGGUUCUUGUGGUCCAGCUUUAGUACCAUAUUAUCGACAGUUUCUUUCACCACUGCGAAAUCUUAGAUAUUCUGGAUUGAAGACAGACAUUGAAUAUCGAUUUGGGAAAACAGCUGAAAAUAUUAUUGGAACUUUUCUGAACACAUUGGAAAGAACUGGAGGAGAAAACGCUUUUAUAAAUAUCAAAUAUAUUAUUCCAACAUACGAAAGUUGUACUGGAGCAAGAUAA